AUGCAAAAGAGGGCGUUUGGAUGUUAUAUAUGCAGCACAGUGUGUCAUAAUCAUAAGAACUCCUUUAUUUUUGAUUUUUCAGUAAAAGCUGAUGAAAUCAAUCUAUUUUUACAGUGAAUAGAGAGAUGAAGCUCUACAAAAUGAGUGUGUUGACUUGAUCUGAAUCCACAUUCUUUCUGCGUAAUCGAGACAUCAAGUCACUAUGUAGACGAAAUGACGAGUUUGUUUCUCGUUAUGAAUGUUCAUGUGACUUACAACGCAAACUUUAAGAAGCUGCUUGGCUUGGCAGUGAGUCCAUUGCUGAAUUUGAGCUAUACGAGUGGAACAUUUAUAGCAAACAUGUCAAAAAACUCCUCUAAUUGAACUUGCCUAUCGGCCUCUACCAACAAUAGUGAAAUGACAAAAGAAUGAGAAUCGAUCUUUUCAAUUUCUUCAUCCUAUCAGUCAUCCUUCUGCUUUUACAGAAGAGCGAUUGCUUUUUUUAGUUCGUCUUACAUAUAUGAAGAAAUGUGGCUACAUGUCAUGGCCACGUGUCUUUUUCAACUAGUGACUUUUUCUUGUUUUUUUACUUCCGACAUCUCUGUCUAAGCAACAGAACUAAGGAGGGAAGGCCCCAACUGUCCAGAAGCUUCUGACGCAAACCUUAGUGGACAAUAGGUAAUCGAGUGUCCUGAUUUCGAAUUUUACAUUGGUUUGGGCCCAAUUUUACUUUAAAGACCCGGUUUUCGAAAUACUGGAUUUUUGGGCCGAAAAACCAUUUGCAAUAAAAAAAAUUUUUGACGGUCGCGAAUAUGAAAGAACAUUUCGCGAAACCCAUGUAAAACUGUUUUCUCGGUUUUUAGUGCUUUGUUGUUUAAAUCGAGGGGGCGGGCGUGGGGGUUGUUUUGGUGGGGGGGAAGGGGGAAGGUCCGGGGGGUUAUGGGGUUGGGGGGAGUGGG
Didymodactylos carnosus is the source of this 938-nucleotide messenger RNA. The record is from the annotation of a GenBank genome assembly. NCBI's taxonomy places the organism in Eukaryota, Metazoa, Rotifera, Eurotatoria, Philodinida, Philodinidae.